Lactuca virosa is the source of this 699-nucleotide messenger RNA. Lineage: Eukaryota; Viridiplantae; Streptophyta; Magnoliopsida; Asterales; Asteraceae. The record is from the annotation of a GenBank genome assembly.
AUGGAUAUAACCAGUAUCGCCGGAGAUACUCCCAUGAUCAACAAGAAAAGAACCAAAGGCAGGCAAAAGAUUGAUAUAAAGAAGAUAGAAGACCCCAACAGCCUCCAAGUCGCCUUCUCUAAACGCCGCACCGGACUUUUCAAGAAAGCCUCUGAGAUCUGUGUCUUGACCGGAGCCCAAAUCGCCAUCCUGGUUACUUCCCCUGCUGGUCGGUUCUAUGGGUUUCGCCACCCCAACACCGACGUCCUGUUGGAUGACUUUCUGAAUGAUAACAACAAAGACGCUGCCACCAACACCACCACCGGUGGAGAGACGGGAGCCACCCAGAAGAACUAUCGAUCGCCACCGCCAACGCCCAUAAUGAUGGAGUUCAAUCAACAUUACUCGGAGGUUUCGAGGGAGUUGGAGGCUGAGAAGAAGCGCGGAGGAAAGAUUCCGGAGAGCAGCGGCGAAUCACGUUGGUACGACGAGCCUGUUGAUGGGCUGGAUGUGGAGGAGAUUCAACAGUAUCUUUGUUCGUUGGAUGAGUUGAAGAAGAAGGUUUUGACGAGAGCUGUUGAACUGACGAUGAUCAACAAAUCUUCUGAUGCGUUCUUUGGUUGGAACAAUGGCAUUCAACCUCCGGUGGAUCUUCCUGAAAAUACCGGAGUUGAUGGUGGUUUAAGCUUCCAGUACGAUGAAGAUUUUGGGAAGUUUUAG